AUGCCUUUUGAUGACCCAGCAGAGCGAGAUGUCGAUGAGAUGCCAGGGCCUUGGCGCCAGGGAUGCAGCGUGCUGAGAGCAGUGCCUCCGUUAUCUGUCUGCAAUGACCCCUGUAAGCCAGGAUAUAGCAGGAAAAAGAAGGAGGGGAAGGCGUUUUGCUGCUAUGACUGUGUUUCCUGUCCAGAUGGCAAGAUAUCAAACCAAGAAGACAUGGAGGACUGUGUUGCUUGCCCAGAAGAUCACUAUCCAAACAGCAAUCAAAAUCAGUGCAUCUCCAAGGCCCCACAUUUCCUCUCUAUUGAAGAACCUUUAGGGAUUGCUUUCGUCUCCUUGGGUCUUUCUUUUUCUGCGCUGACAGCUCUGGUGCUUGGAAUCUUCAUUAAGCUCCGGGACACUCCCAUUGUCAAAGCCAACAACAGAAGCCUCUCCUACAUUCUCCUGGUGUCUCUCCUUCUGUGCUUUCUCUGCCCACUGCUCUUCAUCGGACAGCCUCACCAGGUGACCUGCCUCCUCCGACAAACAGCUUUUGGCAUCAUCUUCUCAGUGGCUGUAUCUUCUGUGCUGUCCAAAACGGUGACUGUGGUGAUGGUUUUCAUGGCCUCAAAACCAGGAAACAUGUUCCAACAGUGGGUGGGGAAAAGAUUGGCACAUUCUGUGGUCUUGUCCGGCUCCCUUGUUCAAAUGGGCAUUUGUGCAAUUUGGAUGUGGAGCUCCCCUCCUUUCCCAGAUCUGGACAUGCACUCAUUAACUGAAGAAAUCAUACUGGAAUGCAACGAGGGGUCCUUGACCAUGUUUUGCUGUGUCUUGGGCUACAUGGGCUUCCUUGCCACCAUCAGCUUCAUCGUAGCUUUCCUAGCCAGGAAAUUACCAGACAGCUUUAAUGAAGCCAAGUUCAUCACCUUCAGCAUGUUGAUCUUUUGCAGCGUUUGGCUCUCAUUUGUUCCAGCUUAUGUGAGCACAAGAGGAAAAGACACCGUGGCUGUGGAGAUUUUCUCCAUCAUGGCCUCCAGUGCUGGAUUAUUGGGCUGCAUCUUUCUACCCAAAUGCUAUAUCAUCAUGCUGAGGCCUGAGUUGAACAAUAGAGGGCAGUUGGUAAGAAAAAAGUAA
Sphaerodactylus townsendi is the source of this 1107-nucleotide messenger RNA. RefSeq names its product vomeronasal type-2 receptor 26-like. Gene Ontology annotation, cellular component: membrane. Gene Ontology annotation, biological process: G protein-coupled receptor signaling pathway. The transcript has 3 exons. NCBI's taxonomy places the organism in Eukaryota, Metazoa, Chordata, Lepidosauria, Squamata, Sphaerodactylidae. The record is from RefSeq and is a predicted model, not a curated record. Gene Ontology annotation, molecular function: G protein-coupled receptor activity. Bases 1 to 1107 code for a protein of 368 amino acids.